Exaiptasia diaphana is the source of this 4209-nucleotide messenger RNA. RefSeq names its product semaphorin-5A. Bases 445 to 3426 code for a protein of 993 amino acids. Gene Ontology annotation, molecular function: chemorepellent activity; semaphorin receptor binding. NCBI's taxonomy places the organism in Eukaryota, Metazoa, Cnidaria, Anthozoa, Actiniaria, Aiptasiidae. The transcript is spliced from 25 exons. Gene Ontology annotation, biological process: neural crest cell migration; positive regulation of cell migration; negative regulation of axon extension involved in axon guidance. The record is from RefSeq and is a predicted model, not a curated record.
UGACAUGUUAGCUGACGUAACGAGUAACUUGAUACUAAGUGGACUUGGUUUUAUGGCGUCUUAUGAUUAGUAUUCGGACACCUGUAUUAUAAUCAAUGAGAGCAGAAAACAUAACCAAUAUUUCAUUCUACGCAAUUUCAAUGUAAUUUUGCCAUGUGGCAAAAUUAGUUAUUUUAAGCCAAUGGUUUUCAUGCAACGCCUAGGCAAUUCGGUGGUAGACUGGGAAGACGUUGUUUCGCUACGUACGUAGACAUUUUAAUUCUUGGUUUACGAUCAUCUUGAAACCAAACCGCUUUUUGGAGCACUUGCCAUCGUACUUCAACAGAGAAUAUCAUAAAGUUGAAUCAUUUGGACCUGUUUUGAGGAGACAUAAUGACCCCUAGCUGUCAUUUUAAGCGAAAAUAGCAACGACAAGAUCUUACAGCGAAGGACCUGAUAAAAAGUAUGGAAGGCAACUGCUUUCUAUUGUUGUCGUUGUUUUUGGUUACUGGAGCCUCGCUUACAGCAUGCGAUGUUUGCAUGAGGGAAGCUCAUGUAACUACACCGUACAAAGACCUGAUAUCUACAUCUGAGGCUAAAGAACUUCAAAGUCAUGCCAAGAAUUACAGUGUUAUGCUGUUUAAAGAUAAUCAACUAUUUGUUGGAGCAAGGAAUCAAGUCUUGCAAAUAGACAAAGACAGUUUUACAGUCACACGAGUGAUGAAUUGGUCUUCUACGAUAAACCAUGCUAGUAAUUGUAUGAUGAUUAGUCGAAAGGACGAAUGUUACAAUUUCAUACAAGUUUUGCAACCAUUCCAAGGCAGACUUUUAAUUUGCGGCACAAACGCCUACUACCCGCAGUGUACUUGGAAGAAUUUAACUGAUUUAUCGGGAGCAACAGGAAGUGAUGACAAAGGAAACGUUUUUCGAGACAAUUUUGAUGGAGUAGGACUGGUUCCUUACAGUCCUAAAUUCUACAGUACAGGGAUAAUCUCAGAACAAGGAAGAUAUUACGCUGGUACAAUGCUAGACGUAGGUGCUCGUACACCUACCAUCUUUAGCAUGGAUUUCAAGAGACGUUCUCGUAUCUUAGAGACAAACCGGAAUGACAGGAACUGGCUUAGUGGCUCUGAGUUUGUGAAAACCUUCAACAUCGAUAAGUACAUCUAUUUCUUCUUCCGCGAAGAUGCAAUCGAGAAUGAAUAUAGUAAAACCCGUGUCUCGACCGUGGCGAGGAUUUGUAAGGGUGACUAUGGUGGAAGCCAGUUCCUUCUUAAGAAAAACUUUGUAACUUUCAACAAGGCUAGAUUAGAUUGUUCUACACCAGGCACUUAUCCAACACAGUUUACUGAAAUCCGGGACGUGUUUUGGGACGAGAAAUCGUCCACGUUUUACGCAGUUUUCACAACACAACCGAAUGGUGUUGAUGCAUCGGCCAUUUGUGCGUACUCCUUACAAGAAAUAGCACAAGCAUUUCACGGAGACUACAAGUUAUACGAUUCAACAACCAAACGAUGGAUUUCAGGGAAAAAUAACCACCAUUUUGAAAAUUGUACCGUUAAACCAUCCAGUCAGCUGUCUUAUCCUGAAUAUAAAAAAAAGCGAUUUGUGCCUGAUGGAAUGAUGKCUACUCGCAUCAUGACGUCACAAGCUCUCAAAGACUCCAAGACUUACCAGCUUAUGGACCAAAAGGUUAAACCAAAGACAAUCACAGCACAAUACAUCAAAUUAGGACAACGGUUCAAGAAUAUUGCUGUUGAUAAUGUGAACAACAAAACGGUCAUAUAUAUCGGUACAGAUAAAGCCUCGAUAUUAAAGUUAUUUGAACCUAAUGCAUACAAUGGGACGUGUGUCGUGGAAGAAAUCAAACUUUAUGAAGAUGGAGAGAAAGGAAAAGUUAACCAAAUGCAUUUGGAUACUGAAAAAGGUUAUUUGUAUGUCACUACCCCGAAUAAGCUGGUGAAAUUACAACUUGCUCGCUGCAGCAAGCACAAAGACAAAAAAUCAUGCCUACAAGCAAGUGACCCUUACUGUGGCUGGAGUUCAAGGGGUUGCACGUCAUGGAAAAAUAGGGAUCACGGUUGGCAGCAAAACCUCGGGCAGUGUCCUUUAAUCAAAGCUGUCUGGUCACCAUGGUCACCAUGGACGGUUUGUCAUCAACAAGAUGGCAACGUCUGUCAAUGCCGUAAAAGGAAAUGCGUCAACACAUGCAAUGAACGUGAUUGCAAAGGAAAAUCAAUAGAAUUGAAACAAUGUACAGUAAACAAGCAAAACGUUUGGUCAAGUGAAGCUGAUUGGUUAAAUGACGGUGUGAUUCAUGGUAACUGGAGUAGCUGGUCUAGUUGGUCUACUUGUAGUGUUAGUUUAGGCGCUGGUGUUAAGGAACGUUAUCGUGCCUGUAACGCACCCUCCCCACGUAAUGGCGGCCAGUCGUGUUUUGGUGAAAGUAUUGACUUUUUGAAAUGCGUAGUCAAUCCUCCACUUAAAGUAUUAAAGAAACCCAUAACGACCGAGUUAGUUGGAGUCUUGGGGAAGAAAGACCUUGCCGUCCGUAGAACAUACACGUGUUCUGUACGUGGACAUGACUUGGAAAACAUGAGUAUUGCUGUCACCAAGACCGAGUAUGUCGACUGCCUUAAAGACAGAAAACUUUGUAAAAUCCAACCAACAACACCACCAGGGCUGUGGAGUAUAUGGACCAAGUGGAGUGAAUGUGUGCUUAUUGGCAUGCAGUCCAGAAAACGGUCCUGUAUAGACGAUGAUAAACCAUGUAUUGGAGUUAAACAAGAAGAUCGGCAUUGUGAUAUAAUACCAAAAACUACACCUAGUACUAAAACUACUAAAACUACACAGACAACACGCCAUACAGUACCAACAGAACCAGACAUUGAUACAUCGUGGAGUACAUGGUCGGGUUGUCUCUGUAAUCUACCGUUUAAGAUUGUACCUGAGAACGAUAACCCAGAUCCCAUAGGAUUGCAACACAGGACACGAAGAUGCCAAGGCUUACAUCCUAAUGACGGUCGAUGCCCGAACGACCGAGUUGAAUACAAAACAUGCGUGUGUGAAAAGGUAAACACUGACUUCAAAUAUAAUAAAAUGGACGAUUCUGGUACACCGACCAAGAAAACGGGCUAUCGUAUUGGAGAUGUUAUUGGAGCAGCUAUCGUGACCGGAGUACUUGUUUUAGUUAUAUGUGCAGUUAUGGCAUAUAUUCUGGUAAGAAGGAGACAGAACUUUGACGUCUCAAAAACAUACGAAAAGAGCAUGCGUGAAGAUCCUGAUGAAAGUAGAUAUGAAAGAACAAACGGUGUUGAAUACCCAAGCGAGACAAGCAAAGACAGAAACAGCAGUGCGAAGCUACAACCUAUAGUAGUUGACCCUAAAACACGGCGGAAAACCUUUAAAGACUUAUUUAAGAAAAACACAAAACCUGAUUCAGUAUAGUACUGCGGUAUAUGUGGUCAGUGGUGCUACCCCUUGCCAGCGAUAGAUUUGGUCAGUGGUGCUCCAGCGAUAGAUUUGGUCAGUGGUACGACCCCUUGCCAGCGAUAUAGGUUGUCUGUAAACCACUGAAGGGCAACGAUAGUGCCGAAGGAAAGGCAGCUUGCUGGGCCGGCACGGUCCAUUAUCUUGCUAGUACCAAACAGCAUUUCAUACAGUAUACGACUGUGUUCUAUAGAAAUGUUCAAAAACUGAAAUGUCGAUGGGUUGACCGCCAUCAACGUACCAAAAUAGAUAGACUUAUACCCAGUGCAGUCCAUCAUGCAUUGCGUGUAUCUUAAAGAAAUUAUUUAUUUUUGUAAAUAUGUAAGUAAUAUAAAAAUAAUGGUAUAUUAUUUUGCUCGUUUGAUUUGGAUAGUUUCUAAACUGUUUACAUUCAUGAGUUUUGAGUUGUACGUAGCAUGUUACUUCAGCCGCUUUGUUAGGAAUUAAAUAUUUAUUUCUCCUAGUAUUUACUAGUCUGGUAGCAAAGACAUGUUUAAAUAUAAUUGAUGAAAAUGGCUGCCAGAAAAAAGGUUCAGUUUACCAAAAUAAUAAGUAUACCAGAACAAAGUGGUUGGAGAUCCCGUUAAUCAAAUUACUUUCUCCGCUGGGGAAAUACAUUGUUGCCUCAGAUAAUGAGGUUGUUCAUAAAGUACUGCUUUCAUAGCUUAUUAUUUUUUAGAAAUGUUUUUUUAUUACCAAGAUGCUGAACUGUUUUUAAUAAACAUUGCAUUGUUAAAUGUA